Molecule: messenger RNA, 303 nt
Organism: Dovyalis caffra
Lineage: Eukaryota; Viridiplantae; Streptophyta; Magnoliopsida; Malpighiales; Salicaceae
Source: the annotation of a GenBank genome assembly
AUGAAAGCUUGUAAUGGGUUUGUCAGAUUUGAUAAAGAUGAAGCCACAGUCAUUGCAAGUGGUGGCUAUGAGCUCAAUUUACUAAAUUUAGUGGAAAGGCAGCAAAGACGCAUUCUGCAAAUGGGUUCUCAUUCGAGGAGAACCUCAUUUCCCCUCGCUGAAGGUGGCGCUGCCACCGACGUGGGUGGUGGUGUCAGUGGUAGUGGCUGGUUCUGUUUCAGAACGGGAGAGCAAGAAACAGUAUCAGAACAAAUAAUAAAAGCAAAGCCAAUGAACCCCAAAAACACUCUUCAAAAACCCUAA